AUGGCUACUGGGAGUGGGAAAGAAGUUCUUCCACCAGCUCUUACUUCUAAUUCAGACCCACCUCCAGUUUUUGAUGGAACAUCAAGGUUGUAUAUAUCGUACACAUGUCCUUAUGCACAGCGUGUGUGGAUUACCCGGAAUUGCAAGGGACUUCAGGACAAGAUAAAAUUGGUUCCCAUUGAUCUACGCGAUAGGCCUGCUUGGUACAAGGAGAAAGUGUAUCCUACCAACAAGGUUAAGCUGGGUGACGAUCCCAAUUAUUGGUAUUGUCUUCUUCCUGGAUUGUUUAUACAAAAUUCUUAUGCAGACUGUGAACCACAGGAUCCUGCAAAGAAAGAAUUUGCAGAGGAGUUGUUUUCCUACACAGGUUCGUUCAGCAAAGCCAUAAAUUCAACACUCAAAGGAGAAGCAGAUGAAGCUGGUGCUGCAUUUGAUUAUAUUGAAACGGCUCUUUCCAAAUUUGAAGAUGGACCCUUUUUCCUUGGCCAGUUCAGUCUGGCGGAUAUCUCUUAUGCUCCAUUUAUCGAAAGAUUUCGGCCUACAUUGUUAGAAUUUAAGAAGUAUGAUAUCACUGCAGGAAGGCCUAAACUAGCUGCUUGGAUGGAGGAGAUGAACAAAAUGGAGGCUUACAACCAAACCAGGCGCGAUCCAAAGCAGCAUGUUGAAACCUACAGGAAACGCUAUGCAGUCCGUCUCAUCUCUGAAACUUUGGCAUUCCAUGUCCAUCAUAAAACAAAAUUAUUAAGCCCAGAUUUUCGGGUAAUAGCUCCAGGAUUUCUUAAUCAUGUGGCGGACCGCAUCUCAUAUGAGAAGACAACGCCUAGUGUUUCUAUAUUUUUGUUUUGA
Messenger RNA from Dovyalis caffra, 846 nucleotides. The record is from the annotation of a GenBank genome assembly. Lineage: Eukaryota; Viridiplantae; Streptophyta; Magnoliopsida; Malpighiales; Salicaceae.